This is a messenger RNA of Dermacentor silvarum, 6482 nucleotides long. RefSeq names its product protein kinase C delta type. Gene Ontology annotation, biological process: intracellular signal transduction; peptidyl-serine phosphorylation. Bases 715 to 2985 code for a protein of 756 amino acids. The record is from RefSeq and is a predicted model, not a curated record. Lineage: Eukaryota; Metazoa; Arthropoda; Arachnida; Ixodida; Ixodidae. The transcript has 20 exons. Gene Ontology annotation, molecular function: diacylglycerol-dependent serine/threonine kinase activity; ATP binding.
CGCAGACGGAGCCCGUUUUUCGUGCGCUCCGCUAUCGAGCCGGCGAGCAGACGCCCCUGCGCCUGGCCGUGGAUAUUGACUUCACCGCAGCGCGUGGUUUCAGCUGGAAAACGUUUUUUUUUUCCCGGCACGUCGCUCUUGCAGGACUGCAGCAGAAGCGAGUGAAAGCGAAACAUCCAGGCCACAACCACGAAGGACAUCGGAGUUGCCGAGUGUUUCUAUCUUACACCACCAUCGCUCUUCCGCUAAUUGUUCCGUCUGCUAUACUCGACUGCAUUGUGUUGUCGUCUGUGCCGUGGCAGCCCGUGAAAGCCGCCAGACUGUUCUCGUUGUCGUCUGCUGUUCGAUUUAAUGAGUGCUUCGUGAGUCUCCUGGGGUGUCGCCGCCAGUGUUCCUUGGACUAAUCAACUAUCAGCUGCACUUAAGGACUGACGUUUACAGAAGAAGGCACAAGACCAGGCCCGUGUGUUUUGGUGAGGAAAUACGGCAAGAGCUGCGGGUUCGUUGACCUCCGGGAGUAGCCGAGCGGGGAGCGCUAGCAGCAGCAGCGCCUCGAGCAGUCGCCGGUCAAGCACUGCCAGCGUAGCGUCCUUGCAUUCGGAUGCCUCGGCUGCCGACGACGAGGAGGCCUCGGAACACAGGGCGUCACAGCCGCUGAGGGGCUACGAACGACCCGGUUCGGGGCGAAACGAAACCGAGUUACGAGCGGCAGCCAUGACGGGGCUGGGUUUUGUUCGCGUCAAACUGCUCCAGGUGGAGCUGUCGUCCAACAACGGUCAGACAGGCGGACACGAACCUUCGGACCAGCAGGCGCCGACGCAGCAGCAGCCGACACCGGCGAGGCACGACAUCGUCGACCCUUUCUGCGUCGUCAACCUCAAGGAGGCCGAGGAGAUUCCGGGCAAAGGCGUCCAGCUGGCACAGAGCAAGAAGUCUCUCUACCCGGAAUGGAACUCCUGCUUCGACGUCCAGAUUUUCAGAGGUUCCCUGAUGCACAUCCUGGUGAUGGAUCGUCCGAACCGGCAUCUGGCCGAUCUGCUGCUAAGUGCCCAAGUGCUGGCCGACAAGUGUCGCGACGGAGAGGACGUCGUCAACGUUUGGCUCAAGCUCCGACCCAGCGGAAAACUCAAUGUCCAGGUUCGCCGCUUCCGUGAGGGAGAAGCCACUCCUCUUGAGGAGGAACCGAAGGCGGCCGGAGGCAUCACCCGCCGCCGGGGCGCCAUCAAGCACCAGAAAGUCUUCGAGGUCAAGGGUCACAAAUUCAUCGAGAAAUUCUUCCGACAACCCACCUUCUGCGCCUUCUGCAAGGAGUUCCUCUGGGGCUUCGGAAAGCAAGGAUACCAAUGCAUCUCAUGCCAGGUGACCGUGCACAAGCGAUGCCACGACAAGUUCCUGGCCAAAUGCCCGGGAUCAGUCAAGGAGUCGCAAGCCACGCUGUACCUCCGGGAGCGGUUCAAGAUGGACGUGCCCCACCGUUUCCGGGUGCACAAUUACAUGAGCCCUACUUUCUGCGACCACUGCGGCUCGCUUCUCUACGGACUCUUCAGGCAGGGGCUCAAGUGUCAACAAUGCAAGGUCAACUGUCACAAGAAAUGCGAGAAACACAUGGCCAACCUGUGCGGGGUCAACCAAAAGCUCCUCUCCGAGGUGCUCGCCACAGUCAAGAAAGAUAUGGCGACCUCUCCGCCUGCGGCGGGGACACCCGGAGGAGGAGGCGCCGGAGGCAAGACCCGCGCGGCCGUUUCCGGAGCUCCGGAAGAGACUGCGACGACGCCUGCGUUGCCGGCCUCGCCGCGCCGGUCAUCGACGAUCGCGGACAUUUCCGAGGUCAGGCAGCAGCUGCACUACAAGGACCACGAGCACGAGCGCAAGGAAGAAGACAGGAGAGGCGAGGAAGCGGAAGCAACGUCGCGGCCGCCAAUUCCGGGCAGCCGGUCGGCGCCGCAGACCCCGACGCAGGAAGAGCGCGUCAAGUUCCGCAAGUACAACUUGACAGAUUUCAACCUGCUCAAGGUCCUCGGCAAGGGCAGCUUUGGCAAGGUGCUGCUGGCCGAGCUGAAGGGCACCAAGCGCCACUACGCGGUCAAAUGCCUCAAGAAGGACGUGGUGCUGGAGGACGACGACGUCGAGUGCACGCUCAUCGAGCGGAGGGUGCUUGCCAUGGGCACGCAGCACCCGUUCCUCUGCAACCUAUUCUGCACCUUCCAGUCACAGAGCCACCUCUUCUUUGUAAUGGAGUUCCUGAACGGAGGCGAUUUGAUGUUUCAUAUACAACAGUCCGGAAGGUUCGACCAAGAUCGAGCAAGGUUCUAUGCCGCCGAAAUUGUCUGCGCCCUAAAAUUCCUCCAUAAAAGGGGAAUCGUGUACAGAGACCUGAAGCUGGACAACGUGCUGCUGGACCGGAACGGCCACGUGAAGAUCGCCGACUUUGGCAUGUGCAAGUGCGGGCUGGCGGACUCCGGGAAGACGUCCACCUUCUGCGGAACGCCGGACUACAUCGCGCCCGAGAUCAUCAAGGGCCAGCACUACAACCAGUCGGUCGACUGGUGGUCGUUCGGCAUCCUGACCUACGAGAUGCUCAUCGGCCAGUCGCCCUUCAACGGCACCGACGAAGACGAGCUGUUCUGGUCCGUCUGCAACGAGGAGGCUUACUACCCGAGGUUCCUCAGCCGCGAGGCAAAGUCACUCCUAGUAUUGCUGCUGGACAAGAACGCCGAGACGCGUCUCGGCAUGCCCGGCUGUCCAGCGGGUGACGUGUGCGACCAGCCUUUCUUCCGCAACAUCCAGUGGGAAAAGCUCGAGAAGAAAGAGGUCGAGCCUCCGUUCAAACCCAAACUGAAAAACACAGCGGACGUGAGCAACUUCGACAGCGACUUCACAAUGGAGAAGCCCGUGCUGACGCCCAUCGACCCGCAGAUCUUGGCCUCCAUGGACCAGGAGCAGUUCAAGGGAUUCAGCUACACAAACCCAGCUAUGACCGACUGAGGGCAAUGUUACGGAGGCAAGCGCGCAACAGAAAAUGUACUAGGGUGCCUCAAAGCACAAGUGCAUUGCAGCGCCCUGACAACAGAAAGCAACUGUGAUAUGCGGCACAGCCUGCUCUUUUUUAUUUGCUGCCACCACGUACGUGUGAGUGGAUAGGCUGACAGGUGAAGCUUUCUAUAACAAGGCCUGCUUGCUGCACGCAAUGCUGCACAGCUACCUAGGCUGCACCAGAAAGACCCAAAUGAAGCUCAUUGUGGUCACGCACACAUGUUUCCGGGACACUUAUAUAUGACCGAUCCUGAUGUACAGUCAGUUUUCAAAGGUUUAGCAGACGGCUGUGCACGUGACAAGUCUUGAAAAUGCAGUGAUGUUCGUGCUCUAACCUUCCACCUGAGCAUCCACAUUUUGGGGGUUCUAGGAAUGCCCCACAAACAAGCGUUCUCCAUCCACUCCCCUUCACUUCUCAACCAAGCAAAAUGUCUGAUCAUACAAGUAUUGUCCUCGGAACAUCUUAAAAAAGGAUGGCGUUUACCUAAGCCUUAAUCGGUAACAUGAAAUUUGGCAUACUUUUGGGGCACGGCAGAGGCUCAACAGGCUGUUUAUUUACCCAGUCACUCGCCGACAUGAGAUCAUCUGCUGUACCCAGCAAGAAUUUAUGCUGACAGAGUCCUUGAUCGAGAAAAUUUAGAGCUGUCUUUUUUGUAAUUUAUAUAACAUUGACAUUGAAGCACGCAAAUUAGGUGUCGUUUUAUGGCUGUACUUGUUCCGUGGUGACAAAUUUUCCGUUACAAAUAGGGCUCCACUAAUCGAUAUUUUCUUAAAUUUUUUAUGUGUUUAGAUGCUACAUUCAUGAUAACAUGCAAUAGAUGCUGGCCUGGAGCAGAGACUCGAUCAUCAAAUAGGAACAAGCACCACCAAGACACACAAAAUCGUAACCUUGUGUGGUUAGUCAUCAUCGGGAGGUCGUGGUUUUUGAUUACAUGAGAGGAUCUGUGGAACACGGUUCACAAUUUGGCUGUGACAUUCGAGAUAUAACGGCAACGUAAAGGCUUUGAUUUCAGGUGCGCACUAGUAGCUGUUUAGCUAAACUAGUCGCGAUUUUGUAGCAAGGCCUUCCGCUCGAUUCUGUGUCACUCUUAUCAUCCGGCGUUCGUAACCAGCUGAUCCCAUUGAUAAUGCUGGUGGAGCGUCGCUCUGAUCACAAGUAGCUGUUUAUAUGUAACAAACACAGGUACCUUAGUAUGACCAAAAUUGAUCAGUUGGCCAGUUAAAUAUGUGACAUUUUGCAACAAACAAUCCAGCAAUUUUUUUCGAUGCAAAUAUACCUACGCGUUUGAAGGUCUUUGUUCAGCACCAUGAAAAUCCCUGCAUCAUGGGCAUUUUGUACUAAUGAGUCGGAAUACAUAGAAACCACUGUGGAUGUAAUGUCAUGCAAUCAAGGCUUGUCAGUAUAAGUAGUAAUCAGCUAAUUACAUAUGACAGGGUUGGUCAACAGUAAAUUCUUUCAUAUUAGCAGACUAUAGAGCACAAGAAACACAAGGGCAGUACGAAGAACGUGGACAAAGCUUUGUUUGCGUCUACUGUACUCUCCUCAUGUUAUUGUGCAGUAGUGGGCAUUAUACUGUAUAUUGUAACCUACUGCAGUCGUACACCAAUUUUUUUAAUUGUUUAUAACUCAUCCCCUCUGCUAUGCCUCUGAACUUGAGGGUAUUAUAAAUAAAUAAAAAAAUAAACGUGGAAUAUACCGACAAGCCCAAACUUACUCUCAAAUUUAUAUUGUUGUCACAAGGAGCACGCGGCUGCACCUUUAUUUGGUAAUCAGCAACUGCAAAGCUCAAGUUGCUGUUCAAGCAUGAAUUUAUACUUUAAUUAUUAUUUUUUAAUGACGGAACUGUAUUUUAGACAUAAGAUGUACACUAACUCGAAAAACACCUGGUAGACUAGUCAUCUCUUUUUAAAUAUCUUUUCAUUCUCUUUCUCAGGUUCAAUAUCUACUUCCACUGUGACGAAUUUACUACUAGACUAAUGUCUGAGUACUUUUUCACUGUCGGAACAUGACGACUGCAAGUUUUCAAAAAGACAUAAACCACUUCUUGCUGCAUAACUGCAAAGUUUUCACCAAAGUAAUUAUUCCACGCGAGAACAAGGUGCUGAAUUCCAUGAUUGCCUUUUACAGAGAGAUGCAGAGCUUGAAAAUAACUCCGAGCUGUACUGAAGGUCGCCGGCAAUCAGGCAACCAUGUUCAAUUGACGAAGUUCGCAUUCAUGUGUCACAAGGUAGUCGUUUAGUGGAAGAUGUUGGUGUGAGCUUGGAUAUUUUCCAUCUCACUGCCUUCCAUAAACAUAAAAAUGUACCUUCAAAGCUUCGAGCUCAGGAUAAGAGAGUGUGACACUGUUUGGCAAGUCACGCAGGAAGAAGUGCGAUCUUCUGUAGCACGUCGAAAACAUUACCAACAAACAUUUAAUGGGAAGGCCCAACAAUGAGCGACAGCAAGUACACUGCGGGAAUUAUCCUGACACUCGUUUCCAGCUGCAAACAAUUAAGCGUGCUCGUGUCAUUACGAGGUAGUCGUGAUGCGAGACGAGGUUGUCCUCCCGCGCAUUGUGUAGGACUUCUGCGCGCAGAAUAUUUUUCAUAAAAAUGCUGAUAUUUCACUGCUACAGGUCGCUGGAGACGGCAUUGUUGAUGCAUUCCUAAAAAAAUGGUGUGUAUAUCUGAAAGGAAUAGCUCCCUGUUCCAUAGUAGUAAGUUUUACAGUAGCUUUUGGUCGCAUGAGGCAUGUCGGCAAUGAACUUAACAGGAGGAAAACAGACAGUAUCAUUGCGGCAUUUGACAGCGGUGCCUUUUAAAGUAAGCAAAGAAAGGUUUCAGCUCCACAGAGUGAGUCAAUAUCACAGCAGCGUAGAAUCCAAGGGUCGUUUUAAGAGCUUUGGCCGUUUUGUAACACUUAGUGCAGCUUUACGCGUUUGAAUGUAUUUACAAGCAUGCAUUAGAGUUUCUGCAUCAGCGUGUCGCGAGCGCGCUGGAUUCUUUACUUUUCGUCGUGUUGUAGAGAACUUAGGUAUCAUCGUUUCAUAAGAAUUUUGUACAUCGGGUCAAAGUUCAUUGUGGGCUUCAUGAAGAGAGCGCAUUGCGUUGCUGAACUAAUGCAAUAGCUUUGCAGACUGCUUUGAAUUUAGCGAGAGUCAAUCUUGCAGACCUGACAUCGAGUGACGGUCAGACAUCGUGCUUUAUUUAAUUUUCUUCACUGCAUCAACCCACACACUUCAUUCUGCAGCUUCAGUCAAGCUAGCUGCAUCAUCAAAAGUGAUGUUCAGUAUUAUAGCAGCGUACCUUGGCUACGGCAAUGUCAACUAACUUCACAAUCCAUGUGGGCAUUUAGUGUAACCCAGACUGUGCUGUCAUCUCUCAACGGCGGUCGCGGCGAGAAUGCCAGAACCGCUUUGUUGCAAACAAAUUCAGGUCUUCUUGUCAAUAAUAAACGAAAUGAAGCAACA